This is a messenger RNA of Eleginops maclovinus (Patagonian blennie), 776 nucleotides long. RefSeq names its product telomere repeat binding bouquet formation protein 2 (gene terb2). Gene Ontology annotation, biological process: homologous chromosome pairing at meiosis; meiotic attachment of telomere to nuclear envelope. The record is from RefSeq and is a predicted model, not a curated record. NCBI's taxonomy places the organism in Eukaryota, Metazoa, Chordata, Actinopteri, Perciformes, Eleginopidae. The transcript is spliced from 7 exons. Gene Ontology annotation, cellular component: nuclear inner membrane. Bases 127 to 714 code for a protein of 195 amino acids.
GCCAAACUAAAGGAAAGCAGUAAUCGUUUUUGAGAAAAAAAGAAAGAAAGAAAUCAAGCUAGCUGGAGAGUCAAUGUCAAUGUCCUAAAGACUGAUUUUUUUUUCAAAAGAGAGAAGACUGUGGCUAUGUUUAAAAAUAAGUCUGCCUGGUUUUCAAGCAGUGUGCCAGAGGCAUGGCACAACUUUUGGAGAUGGGAGGGUGGGAGCAUGGCUGAUUGCAGAAGAGCAGAUUACCUUUUCAGUGAGGAUGCUACAUGUGCAGAUACUCUGAGGAUAUUUGAGAGCAAAGACUAUCUUUGGAACCAGGUGGUGGUUUUUCACAGCUUGUUUCUGUCUGUUUGUGAGAGGCGCCAGAGUGUGAAGUCUGUGUGCAUCGGUCAUUAUGUGCUGCCUCCAGCCUCAGUACAGGACGAGUUGAGACAGGUGGUCGGUAGAUUGAUUUGGGAGUUUGAGUAUGAGCAGUCAGUGGCACAGGGUUUUAGUAGCCAGACUGAAGUUGAGGGCAGUGAAGUCAGCAAAAGCAACUCUGGACCAUCUGACAUGGAGUCAGAAAGUGAAGCUCCACUAAGUGUUCAUUAUCCAGUAACUAACAUGCUCACAGGUUACGUCAGUAUGGACAACCUGCAGAAAUACUCAGGCGAUCUGUGUGAUAUCCACCCUGGAUGUUUCCAUUGCUCCCACUGUAAUGGCCCCUGCUGCCCGCUGCACACAUAAGCAGAAAAGGAGUAGCUAAUGUCCUGCCAAAUGAGCAUGUGUGUAAGCAAUAAAGAUGAAUA